Messenger RNA from Octopus sinensis (East Asian common octopus), 336 nucleotides. RefSeq lists its product as uncharacterized. The transcript has a single exon. Bases 1 to 336 code for a protein of 111 amino acids. NCBI's taxonomy places the organism in Eukaryota, Metazoa, Mollusca, Cephalopoda, Octopoda, Octopodidae. The record is from RefSeq and is a predicted model, not a curated record. Gene Ontology annotation, molecular function: nucleic acid binding.
AUGACCACUCCACUAUCAAUGUACACCAAAGAAGAGCAACGAGCAGUGUUUCGAUUUCUGCGGAAAAUGGGUGUACGAUCAACAGUUCAAGAUACAGCAAUUCGCACCAAACGCGGAACCCUAUUGUUGAAGAAACUUUUGUUAUUGCAUGACGAUGCACACCCACACACGGCUGCCCAUACCGUUGAAACCAUUAACCAAUUGGGUCUUGAGGUGCUGGAACACCCUGCUUACAGCCCAGAUCUCGUCCCUUCUGACUAUCAUAUCUCUGGAUCGCUCAAAGAUGGUUUACGAGGUAUUAGACAGUUUAAGCAUAUAUUCAUUAAAUUUGGCUGA